Molecule: messenger RNA, 4557 nt
Organism: Trichosurus vulpecula (common brushtail)
Lineage: Eukaryota; Metazoa; Chordata; Mammalia; Diprotodontia; Phalangeridae
Gene: TMC7
Product: transmembrane channel like 7
Exons: 16
Coding region: 104-2269 (721 amino acids)
Cellular component (GO): plasma membrane
Molecular function (GO): mechanosensitive monoatomic ion channel activity
Source: RefSeq, a predicted model, not a curated record
UCCCGGCGGCUGGGAGGCCGGGCAGGGCCACAGCCCGACCUGUCUCCUGCUUUUCCUCCCUUUUCUCUUUCCUCCUCCAUGUCCUCUUUCCAGUCGCGCAGCCAUGAGUGACACUGGCUCGAUCAGCGGCCGGGACGGCCAGAGAGAAGACCAGGCCUCAAAUUAUAACCUCAUUACUGCAAAGACUGUGAGCUUCCUUCAAGAGCUGCCCAGUUACCGGUCCGUUGUUCGGAGGAGGACCACCAUCCCUGGGAGGGAUAAAUCAGGAGGCACUUUGCUGAAGCCAGCCAGCUCUGAAAGCAGGUCCUAUUUGGAAUUAGGAAGAUCAGAGAGAGAACACCUUGGGAGCCAGUCCAUCAGAAAAUACGCACUGAAUAUCUCUGAGAAGAGGAGACUAAGGGAAAUUCAGGAGGCCCAGGUCAAAUAUUUAUCCGAAUGGGACCAGUGGAAACAGUACAGCACCAAGUCAUGGAAAAAAUUUAUUGAAGAGGCCAAGGAGAUGGCUUCCCACUUGGAACUGUGGAAAAAUGACAUUCGCAGCAUAGAGGGAAAAUUUGGCACAGGGAUUCAGUCUUAUUUCUCCUUCCUUCGCUUCCUGGUGGUAUUGAACUUGGUGAUAUUUCUUAUCAUUUUCUUGUUUAUUUUGCUCCCGAUCAUCCUUACCAAGUACAACAUUACCGCUAGCACCUUCCUGAUUAUCCCGUCUAGCGAAGUAGAUAUACGAUGCAAAGUAUACCCAAUGAACAGCACCGGACUCAUUUACUUCUAUACUUACAUGAUCGAUUUGCUUUCAGGCACUGGUUUCUUGGAGUGGACCAGCCUGUUUUAUGGUCAUUACACCGUGGAUGGGGUAAAAUUCAAAAACUUCACAUAUGAUUUGCCCCUCGCCUAUUUGCUGACCACAGUGGCUUAUUUGGCAUUGAGUCUUCUCUGGAUAGUAAAAAGGUCUGUGGAAGGAUUCAAGCAAAACUUGGUGCGAAGCGAAGAACAGUUUCAGAGCUACUGUAACAAAAUCUUUGCAGGCUGGGACUUCUGUAUCACAGAUCAGUCAACCGCCAGACUCAAGCACAGCAGUAUACAGUACGAGCUUAAAACAGACUUGGAGGAAGAAAGAAUAAGGCAGAAAGUUGCCGAGAGAACUCCAGAAGAAACCUUACGGAUUUAUAGUCUCAGAAUGCUUUUGAAUGCUCUGGUUAUAACUGUCCUGGUAGCAUGCUUUUAUGCGAUCUAUGUAGCGACUGUAUUCUCCCAAGAACACAUGAAAAAGGAGAUUAACAAAAUGGUGUUUGGAGAGAACCUUCUGAUCCUCUAUCUUCCCUCCAUUGUAAUUACACUGGCCAACUUCAUCACUCCCCUCGUCUUCGCCAAGAUCAUUCACUAUGAAGACUAUUCACCAGCCUUUGAGAUCAGGUUGACUCUCCUCAGGUGUGUCUUCAUGCGAUUGGCCACCAUUUUUGUGCUCGUGUUUACACUGGGGUCCAAGAUAACUUUCUGUGACAACGAGGAUUGCCGAAUCUGUGGCUAUAACCACAAACUCUAUCCAUGCUGGGAGAAUCAGUUUGGACAGGAGAUGUACAAGCUAACAAUCUUUGACUUGAUUAUCAACCUUGCUGUGACUAUAUUCGUUGAAUUUCCUAGAAAGUUAUUGGUGACCUACUGUUCUUCUUGGAAAUUGAUUCGGUACUGGGGGCAACAGGAGUUUGCCAUUCCUGAUAAUGUCCUGGGGAUUGUUUAUGCACAGACAAUCUGCUGGAUCGGAUCCUUUUUCUGCCCCCUCCUCCCUGCGAUUGCAACGGUGAAGUUUGUUAUCAUCUUUUAUGUGAAGGAGAUAAGCCUGAUGUACACCUGUCGACCCUCCACAAGGCCUUUCAGAGCAUCAAAUUCUAAUUUUUUCUUCUUGUUGGUGCUGUUAAUCGGACUGACAUUGGCCUUCAUUCCGCUGGGAAUCAGCAUGACACACAUUCCAUCUUCCAAGGCUUGUGGACCCUUCACCAAUUAUAACACCUCCUGGGAAGUUGUCCCUAAGACCGUAGACACUUUUCCAGGUCCUUUGCAAACAUUCAUCCAUAGCGUCACUUCAGAGGCAUUUGCUGUGCCUUUCUUUAUUGUUAUCUGCCUCAUCAUGUUCUAUUUCAUUGCCCUGGCUGGAGCGCACAAACGAGUCGUGGUUCAACUCAGACAGCAGUUGGCUAUGGAAAGUCGAGACAAGCACUAUCUAAUCCGGAAAUUUACAGCUGCUCAGCAAGAGAUGAGAAGCCGACCAAGCUGAUCUCGAACACAAUACUUGUUCCUUCCAGGCUCACUGAGCUGCCACGCUGAAUCUCUAAAACUCAUCUGUGGAAUUUUGUACAAACACUAAAUGUACUUUUUCUAGGACUCAGGCAUUUUCUGCACUGUGAUACCGUUACUGCUGCUGUAGUUUUGGGUUAUGUCGGUGUUUACAGAACUAGUUUCUAUUUGACGAUUUUGUAAACUAUAACAACAGUUUGAGCUGAGUCUCUGCUUGUAGAGUCUCAGCUCAGUGACUACGAGAAAUUUUUUAGGCUUAGGCUAUUUAAGUUUUUGCAAGGGAAGUGGGAACAAAGAAAACUAUUAUUUUUUUCAGGUAGUUUGAGAAAUUUUGUUAAGUUAAAUUUGAAGGCCAUUGGUUCAUGAGAUUGGACUAACUGGCUAAUGAGCCAAAUUCCAAUGGCAUAAAAUGACCUUUUUUUAUACUUUGGGGUUAUACUAACCCUAAAAUAGAGGUUGCUUUGUAAAAUAAGAUAAACUCCUAAACCAUCAUGUUGUUAGCAGUUGUUAAGAAAAUUGGAAACAUAGUUAUAUAACUAGCAUUAAACUUUUAAAUUUUAGCCCCAGUUUGGUAAGAUGAGAUGCAAAAAUGUCCAUGAUCUUAUGCCAUGAGCUAUCGAUAUUAGGCAUAUGGAGCUCCUGCAUGACUUACAGUUAUUUUUAGCUAAGAUCAUAGAUAACACUAGCCAUGCUUUCUGAGCUUCUGUAGCAGCCGAGGAGCAGAACAGAAGGCUGUUUCAUGGGAAUAGGUGCCCUUUGAACUUUUACUUCUCUUUUAGGGCUGAUCUGUGGUUUCUGGGAAUAAUACGCUUUCCAAAAGUGGGAGAAGGUAGAGUUUUCCUUGAUUCCCUAAGGUCUGUUUCCCUUUGUGUUUUGUAGGCAGUACUUUUAAAGGACGUUUCAGGCUUCAGAAGUGUUCUGGGAAGGAUGUUGUAAGAUAUGUUUUAUAUUCCUGCUUGGCUAUGGAUAUGUGCUUUGGGAUUAUGCUGUCACACCUUUCAAUUCGUGCUCAAUCCCUUUUACUCCGGAUUGCAUUAAACCUAAAUCACUCACUCAGGGCCUUUUCAGAUACAACAGUUUUUAAAAUGUACUCAACUAGAUUUCUGAGGAGAAAUUUAGCUUCCUUAUAAUACAAAGAAGCACAUUUCAAAAUAUUAUUUAUCUGUUUAUAAUAUUUAUAAUUUUUCUGCAUAUGUACAUGUAUUUAAUGAAAUGUAACAGGAAUAAUGUAUAGCUCCUAUUGUAGUAAAAAUAAGUAACAUAUGCCUUGAAACUGGCUAUUUGGCAGUAAAAAGUUGUCCUUUUGAGUUAUUCCAUGGCUUAUCAACUAAUAUAACAUUAUCUUGCUUUCCAGCUGCCAUCUUGGCUCAGCCCCCUACUAUAACAUUAUCAAAAAGGAGUGUUAAGUCUAAAUCUUUUUAAUGUAGGCAAAUCUUAUUAAAGUAGUUCAUUUUCAUUUAGUGUCUUCAGGCUUUUUUUUUCUUCAGUGUAGCUGUAGUUUAGGUUUUCAAAGUUGAUUUUAAUGAGUCUUAAUGGUUUUCUUUUAAAUUCAAACACACUUUCAUUAGCCUGAACUUCAGAGGCUAAUGAAGUUUUAUCGAAAUGAUGGCUGAUGCUGAGGAAUAUUAUUGAAGGAUAAUUUCUUCCUUUUAUAGAUGGUUGAUCUUUGUUCAUGGAAGCAUUUUCCUGUGUCAUGCCACAGAGUGCUGCCACUUUCUGAGAGGAAUCCCGGUGCCAACCAACUGUUGUUUCCUUCUAAUCACACAAAGCUAGAUUAUAAUGAAAAGUAGUUCAAGAUUGCCUUGAACCGCGGCAGGGAUUUGUAACUCUUAUCUUGUGAUGACUGCCAGAGGCAGGAGAUUUUCCGGGAACAUCUUUCUUAAGGCCUUCGGCAGUCUAUGUUCUUACCAAUACAGGCUGCUUUUGAGUAUGCAUAGGCUCGUUGGACUCUCUGAAAAGAUGAAUUGUAGCCAUUUCUCACCGCUGUCAACGUUAUUAGCAAGGCUAAUUCCUACAGUUCCCGACAAGUGUUGUUUUCUGCUUUUUAUUAAUGGAAAUGCUGAAAACUAAGGAUUAUCAGGGGUUUUUUCACCGUUAAAUGCCGAUUAAUGUACUAUUAGCUGUAGUAAAAUGUUGACUUUUGUAAAUAUUACUUGGAAUUUUUUGAUCAAAUUGUAACUUCUGGUUAGAGCUGUAGGAUAAAAAGUAUAGCUCCUCUGCUUAAUGUGAAUUAAAACUGUUAAUUAAAACAAAACAUUUGAAAUCUUA